UGGGGCCCCUGGGCAAUAAGGGAUCAUGGGGCCCCUGUGUCCUUGCCCAAACUCAAAAAAGCCUAUGAAAAAGGCACCAGAGGCAUCUCAUGGGGCCCCCUACUGACCCUGGGCCCUCGGGCAGUGCCCGAGUUUCCAAAUGGUCAGUCCGCCACUGAUAAUAACAAUGGCAUAGAAAUUACAUGCUUGAAAAUGCCACAGAUCAGAUCAUUGGACAAACUAAAGUGUAUGUAAAGACAAAACUUUGCCAAUCACAGUGGCCUUUUACCACGUGAUCAGCUGUGUCCAAUGACACAGCAGAUCACCAGGUAAAUGCAGUUGCUGGUUGUCGACUGCACUUUCCUCACGCUGUCACAGCAUGAGGAAAUUACUGC
This is a messenger RNA of Staurois parvus, 374 nucleotides long. The record is from the annotation of a GenBank genome assembly. Lineage: Eukaryota; Metazoa; Chordata; Amphibia; Anura; Ranidae.